GCCCCCGUGCGCGAAGAAGGAGAGAGACAGAAAGGGAUCCUUUAAAAAUGACCUGGAGAAGCCGGGGGCGAAUGAGUCAGCCUGAGGGGCCGGGCUGUGCGCACGCGUGAGCCUAGACCGCAGGGGCAGGGUUUCCAUACGUCCAGAUAUAGAGAUAUGAAAUUGUAAAGAGUGGAGCUCGAAGGCAGCAAGGGGAGAAGAAGAAGGAGGAGGAGAGGCUUCCUCGACGGGCAUGUCUCCCGUCAGUGAAGAGCUGGGAGCCGGGGACGCCUCCUCCCCCUCAGCCGCCGCCACAAUUGCGCCUUUACCGGCUCUUCUCGAGGAAGAAGGCAAGCCGGAGAAUGGGGAAUGGCACCCGCCCGCCAACGGAAUAGGAGCUGCCUUGGAGGGUGCUGCUCCCGAGGAGAAGAAACUGGAGGAGAAGGAGGAAGAGGAGGAGAAGGAGGAGAAGAAGGGGGAGCUCUUGCCGCCGCCUCUUCCUCCUCCUAUUCUUUCUCCCCCGGCUCCAGCCCAAGAGGACCCCGAGGCUUUCGAGCCCCCCGAGGGAGGCUGGGGCUGGGUGGUCAUGCUGGCCUCCAUGUGGUGCAACGGGACCGUCUUCGGCAUCCAGAACUCCUGCGGGAUCCUCUUCAACUCCAUGCUCAAGGAAUUCGGGGACCCCAACGACAAGGAGCUCCUCUUCAGGGCAGCACUGGUGAAUUCCCUUUCAAUGGGAAUGAUCUUCUUUUGUUCCCCCAUAGUCAGUAUCUUUACCAACAUAUUUGGCUGCCGAAAGGUAGCUGUUGGUGGAGCAACAGUGGCUUUAAUUGGGCUCCUUUCAAGCUCGUUUGCAAGGUCACUUGGGCCUCUUUAUUUCACACAUGGAAUUUUAUUUGGCUGUGGCUGCUCAUUUACGUAUCAGCCAUCCUUGGUGAUCUUGGGACAUUAUUUCAAGAAGCGCCUGGGCCUGGUGAAUGGAAUUGUCACUGCUGGCAGUAGCUUGUUUACAGUAACAUUGCCUUUCCUGUUAAAUGUGCUGACUGACAAAGUUGGCCUUUACAACACUUUCCGGGUCCUGUGCAUUUUUGUAUUUGUUCUUUUCCUGGCUGGCUUUACUUAUAAGCCCCUCAUUCCUACUGCCAAAAAAAGUGGAGAAAAAAACAAGUUCAGUUUUCCACCUGUAAAAACAAUUUUCCAUUUUUCCAUUUUCAAAAUAACAAGUUAUCGAAUCUGGGCUUUUGGAAUUCCAACUGCCUUAUUUGGAUAUUUCAUACCUUAUGUUCAUUUAUUGAAUCACGUGGAAGAGCGCAUCGGUAAAGAUGUUCCAGAUGUAACACUUUUGCUUUGCCUUGGUAUUACUUCAGGAGUUGGACGAUUGAUCUUUGGCAGAAUAGCAGAUUAUAUUCCUGGUGCAAAGAAGGUUUAUCUACAGGUUAUUUCAUUUUUCUUCAUUGGCCUGAUGUCUAUGAUGAUUCCCUUAUGCUAUACCUUUGGAGGCCUCAUUGCUGUCUGCCUCUUCAUGGGUCUUUUUGAUGGUUGCUUCAUUAGCAUCAUGGCACCCAUUGCCUUUGAGCUCGUUGGUGCACAGUAUGUUUCUCAGGCAAUUGGAUUCCUCUUGGGCUUUAUGUCUAUACCAAUGACAGUUGGCCCACCUAUUGCAGGAAAACUACGUGAUCAUCUAGGUACUUAUGAUGUGGCCUUCUACCUAGCAGGAGUUCCCCCUAUUGUUGGAGGAAUUGUGUUGUGUUUCAUCCCAUGGGUGCAUGGAAAGGAAAAAUCCAAAGAACAAGCAAGUCCUGUGGAUGGGGAAACUACAGAGAAAAUGCUUGAAAUCAAAAGUACCUCAGGAUUGGACUCAUCUGUGAAACCUGGCAAAGAAUCAGAGUCCGUUAUUUAAUGAUUGAUUUUUUUUCUACCAGAUUGAAUUUAUUUUUAUAAAAACUAGGUUAGGGUUCUGUUUUUGAACUGAAUGUACCACAUGAUUGUUCUUCAAAAGCAAAGCCACCACAAGAACUAUCAGAGUUGUGAUGCAGAUUAAAACAAAAUUGCUUGCAUCAAAGAACGCUUUUAAUUUUUGUUUGGAUACAGUUUCCAGUUGCAUUUACACAUAAAAUAUGGCUUUAUACAGCAUAUGUACUGGUGAGUGUGUAUGUUAAGCAGAACUCAAAAACGUCAAAAAAACCCCACAGACAUAUGUUAAUGCAUUUCUGGAACUGAAGAAUUGUGCCUCUUACUAAUUGAUCUUUUCAGAAUGCCUUCAGUAAUUUUAAAAUCCGUCCAAUGGAAUUAUCCUUCUGGAAAUUUUCUUGCAUUAGAACAUUUUAAAGUUGAUACUUUAAAGGUUUUGUGAAGUCUCACUGGAUUCAUUGCAUUUUAGAUUCUCUAAAACCAAAUCCUAUGCAGAGUUAGACAUACUAAAGUCUAUUGAUUUCAGUGGGAUCAAGAAUGUGUAUUGCUGUACAGAGUUACAGUUUCAAUGUCUGCAACAAAUUGUUGCUGGAGGAUGAAUCUAUGAAAUAUAAUUUUUAAUCAGUACUUCCCAUUUUGCAUGUUUGUCAAUCUUUGAAUGCUUAAUUUUCCAGUGAGUCCCUUAUUGCAUUCUGCAGUAGGGUUUUUAUUGUCUUGCAUUGAGGUAGUUUUGUGUUGAUUCAUAAUUUAUAUAAUUAAAUGAAGUGUUCUCAUAACACCAAGUAAGUUCUGAAAGUGUGGAGAGGCAUAAAUGAAAGAAACCCCCAUUUUCUUAUGUCAUCAUUAGUGCCUAGGGAUUAUAAUCCAAGUACAGUAAUGAAAUUUUUUCCAGUGACAGAUUUGGCCCAAAGUGCAGUAAAUUUUAUGGUGAUUUCUUUCAUCUUUUAAAAUUUUCAAAUCAGAAGGCAUACAUAGAGUAGGACUAAAACUAUUCUUGUUUCAGACCUGUCAUGCCUGAUCCUCUUCUUGCAUUAACACAGAUACCAGGCUCAGUGAACCCUCAAGGCUAUUUUUGUGGAUCCCAGGACCACGCAAAUUAUUUUGGGGAAAAAAAUCAAUCCAUGUACCUCACAAUGAUCUCUAGCUAGUAUAGGACAGUUCUGCCACAUUUUGUCUACUGGUUCAGAUCUAGGCUAGUCCAUUUUUCAAUAGGAAAUUAUCCACAAAACCCGUGGGUAUUCACCCCCCUAAUUUUUUUUAAAGAGUAACAGAAGAUUGGGUCGCAGUCAUCCAUGAUGUCCUAGUACAGUGGUUCUCAGCUGUGGGUCCCCAGAUGUUUUGGCUUUCAACUCCCAGAAAUCCUAAUAGCUGAUAAACUGACUGGGAUUGCUGGGAGUUGUAGGCCAAAACACCUGGGGACCCACAGGUUGAGAACCACUGUAUUAAUGGUAUGUGCCAGCAUAAUCUUGGCAUGUGUCUUUUAAAAAAUCAUUUUGAAGGAAGAAAUGAGACACUUGCCUUAAACAGUAACUCCACAACUUCCUCAAGCAGGCGCUGCAAAGAGAGCCAAUGACGUGUCAUGGUUGCAAUAUUACAUUAGGACACUGAGAAACUCCCAGAAAUCCUAACAGCUGGUAAACUGGCUGGGAUUGCUGGGAGUUGUAGGUCAAAACACCUGGGGACCCACAGAUAACCACUGUCCUAGUGGCUACUGUGGCUUUUUACUAACAAAUAAUUGACCACCACUGCUAUUCUAUAUGAAGAGACAAGACUCUCUUCUUAAGUGCAUAACAUGAGAUCUGAGGAAGAGAAAUGGAAUCAGGAUAGAAGCUGAGACAACAUGGCAAUAUAAUAUUUCACUUAUGAUUCAAACUACAAGUGGCACCAUGCUGAUUUUUCUGGACUCCUUCUCUCGUGGUGCUGUGUCCUUCCAUUCCUUGCUAUUGUCUUCUAUUUAGGCUACUCUUUCUAUAUCUACACACCCUAGUGCUUGUAGAGAAGAAAUGGCAGUUGUUGAUUCUGGAAAAACAUUUGAGCUCUAGUUUAGUUUGAAUUGUCUAAAACUAUUUGCCAAACUAAAAUCUUUCUCUUUCUACCACUUGAAUACUCAGUUUAUUCUAUAUACAUUUGCUUGGGAAAAGGCUAUCCUGAGUGCUUGGCAAGAACUCCUAAGUACAUGCCAUGCUGGUAAAAGUCUCAAUUUUGAUGGAUGGUAGAUGGGAGAAUUUGCUUCCCUUUGACCAUGACUUCCUAGCACUCUGAUAGCUGUAGUGCUGGUCUGACUGGAGAAUUCAGGAGGUAGAAUAUCUUGUCCUAAUGGCACAAGAAACACCAAUCUCUCUUUCAGAAGUGUUUUAUUGAGGCAACGGAGGGUUAACCAUAUUGUCAUUUUUACGUGCCUUCAAGUUCUUUCUGACUUAUUGCAACCUUAAGGUUAACCUAUAGGAGUAAAAGAAAUGGGGCAGAGAAACUUGUAACAGCUGUUUUCACUUUAUUUACUAGAGAAAAAAACUAUUGGAAAAGAAGCCUACUGCAGCAUAGUCUUUGGAGUGAGUAGCAGCCACAAAUGACUUCCUCUUUUUUCCUCUUGUUCUUUUUAAUAUUCUGAAUAUGUUUUGGGGUUGAUUUAUUUUAGAACUUUCAGCUUUCAGCUAUUGACUGCUCAGGCACAAAAUCCUAAAGUUCGAAGAGCUCCCAAGGCAGCUGUCAGGGCAGAAGUCUAAAUUACAGCAUUUCUUUGAAGAAACUAUUUGGCCUGUGCACUUCCUUGGAACAUGAGGCAUGCUCCAAGGAAGUCCUUUUUGAGUGAUUGCGUUAUACAUUAUAUAGGCAAAAGACUGUAACUUUUAAAAUCGUGCUAAUUGUUAUUUCUGAACUUCAGUGGACUUUGAAUUUAUUAACAUCAGGUGAUACACCAGGUUUAUGUGAAAACACAAUGGCUGAACUACUGUUGGAGCACUACCUUGAGUAAAAACAAUCAUGAGAGUGGUUCUGGUUUCUCAGAGGUUGCAUUAGUGUGGUCUCUCGGAGAGCCAAUCACUCCACAGGCAUGCAGAGUGUCUUCUCCCUCCUGUUUGACUUGGUGGGUAGGUAGCUAUUUUAGCAUUGCCAAUGGGGCAACUCAAAUCCUUGGCACCUACUCCACAACUGGUAUGCCACCACAAAGGUGGCAUAUAUUCAUGCUGUGCUAAAAAAAGAUACAAAUUUGACUUAUGUAAAUUUCAAAAAUUGCAAGCAUAACUACAAAUGCAGAAUUGUGUGGAAGAAAUUCAGUGGUUGUAAAUUAAAUGUGAACUUAACAUUAUGCUACUCUUGGAAUCUUGCCCUCAACUUUUGGAAACUCUACUUGCUGAAAAGGGCAAGUAAUUUUAAGAAUUACUGAUUGCCUCAAAGGUAACAUUCUCAAAGGUGUUGAUGUUUUACCUCUUGGAAACACCCAAGUUUUCUGUAUAAUAGGUUUUGGUAUAUUCUAAGUUCAUCCAAUAGGGAAAAAUGUCAUGUUUUGGAAUGAACAUACCACCACUAUUUUCUAGCAUUAGGAACUCAUGGUGGGGAUUUUUGGUGUGCUACAUAAUCACUAUAGUUGUGUAAUGUCUCCCAGCCCAACCUCCCCAAUCCUGACAUAUUGGGCAGCAGGCGCUGCGAUCCACAGUGUUCUGGUCUCAGGAUUCGGCUGAAUGACAAUCCCCUCCAUUCCCCUCCUACGAGGAAUCUCCAUUGCAACAGGCAAAACAGGGUUCCUGUCACAAUCCUGCCCUUGCACCAAAGCUGCUUCCUGAUUGACAAGCAAAACAGACCCCUGUCAAUUGGCCAUAAACAAGGAUUGGGGGACUUUCACAGUCUCUACAUAUGCUUUACAGCAGUGAAUUGUAUUGUUCUUUAACCCUUGAUGUAAACCGCUCCAAAUCCCUUUGGGAUGAUAUGGCGGGGUACAAAUAAAUUUACUAUUAUUAUUAAUUAUAUGUAGGGACCAUGAAGAUCAUAACUAACUUGUAUUCACAAUCUCUACAUAUCCUCUGCUUGAAAGAAUAUGUAGUUGUUGUGAAAGACUCCCAAUCUCCAUUUAGGAGUGACUGCUUAUAAUAAAUAAUUGCCUUAGUGAAUUCCAGCCAAUAUUUUAAUAAAUUCUCUGUGCAAUCCAUCACAGGGGUGUAUGUCCUGUUGACUUAAAAGUGUCAGUUUUGUUUCUCAUUGUCUUAUGCUUAUAUUCAUUUUAAGUGCUGGUGCUAAAGUUCACUUUCAUGUAUCAACUUUGAAUACAAAUGUAUACUGUGACAUAAAAAGAAUGUAAAUAUAUUACACUUGGUCCACCUUAAUAAGUAAUAACUCUUUCAGAAAUCGAAGCGAUACAAUGUAGAAGCAAAAAUGUACUUUCUGCAUAGUUAGAUGCAAGGGAGUUUGUUGCUUGUUUAUGAGCUGGAAUAUGACUAAUCUCAAAGAUUAGUAAGUACGUCAUUUCACAUUUUGCCUUAUCACUGGAAUGUAAUCUGUUGCACAUAAUGAUCUGCAAAGGGCGAAGUAAUAAUUCUUAGAUGAAUAACCUUCACUCCUCAUAUGUUCCUGGACCCAUCUUCCCUAGUGAUGUUGUAAACUGUUUUCAUUGUAACUUUAUUUCUAUUUGUAUACCCGUCUGAAAUGUAAUAAUUUAAAUGUAAUCAUUCACCUUUUUCAAAAGUGAAAAAUGUUCACGUAUGCCAUUUCAUCAAACUGUAAAAAAUAUAAAAGAUAUAUUCUACCUG
This is a messenger RNA of Anolis sagrei ordinatus, 6626 nucleotides long. It is a transcript of the gene SLC16A10, whose product is annotated as solute carrier family 16 member 10. Gene Ontology annotation, biological process: transmembrane transport. Gene Ontology annotation, molecular function: monocarboxylic acid transmembrane transporter activity. Gene Ontology annotation, cellular component: membrane. The record is from RefSeq and is a predicted model, not a curated record. NCBI's taxonomy places the organism in Eukaryota, Metazoa, Chordata, Lepidosauria, Squamata, Anolidae.